Molecule: messenger RNA, 1895 nt
Organism: Alosa alosa (allis shad)
Lineage: Eukaryota; Metazoa; Chordata; Actinopteri; Clupeiformes; Clupeidae
Product: mucin-2-like
Exons: 10
Coding region: 1-1500 (499 amino acids)
Source: RefSeq, a predicted model, not a curated record
AUGAGUUGUGUGAGGUGUGAUGAGAUCACAGUGAGAGGACAUGAGGGAGGAGAUGCUGUCAUCAACUGUACAUGUCAGAAGGGUGAUGAGUCCAUCCAAAAGUACCUCCGGAAAGGAGAGUCUAAAGACCAUGUUGUCAUCUGGUCCAAAAAGGGGAAAGAGUGGACCCACAAAGAGAGAGUAUCUCUGCAGGACAAGAAGGACAUACACAUCUUCACUGUGACCAUCCGUAAACUGACCCCAGAGGAUGCUGGGAUAUAUUGGUGUGGAGUUAAGAAAUGGGGGGGAAUUCUGUAUACCAGAGUGAAUCUCACAGUAGAUAGAAAGCCCAACAAACCGACAGCUGCCAUUCCCACAGUCACUGCAGAGGUCACCACGGUUACUAACCCCAACACUGUACCUGUUAGCAAGCCCAACAAACCAACAGCUGCCAUUCCCACAGUCACUGCAGAUGUCACCACGGUUACUCUCCCCAACACUGUACCUGUCACUGCAGAGGUCACCACGGUUACUCUCCCCAACACACCAGUGUCCACCCAUAACGCAACAACUGCACCGCUGACCAACAUCACAGAGUCUGAUUCCACAUCAGCUGCAUCAGGCGUGUCCUCCACUAACGCAACAACCAGAACGCUGUCCAACAUCACUGAGAGGACCACACACUUGCAGUCUGAUCAAAAUCAGAAGUCACCUACAUCAGGUGUGUCCACCCAUAACGCAACAACCAGAACGCUGUCCAACAUCACUGAGAGGACCACACACUUGCAGUCUGAUCAAAAUCAAAAAUCACCUACAUCAAGCGGCCAUCUAGCUGUGGGUCUUGUUGUUGUUGCCGUGGUGAUAAUUGCUCUGCUUGUAGUGACUUUUAGGCUGAUGAAGAGAAGAGCUGAGAAAAAAAGAGCAUUACCCACAUCUCCUUCUGGAAAUAUCAGACCAGACUCGUGUGUGUACUCAGAAAUACAGCCUACAUCACCGCAUGACACUGAUGGACCCAACCAGAGUGACCAAUGGAGCAGUCCAGCUCUGACAUCCAUCUAUGCCCUGGCAACACUUCCAGCUCCUGACCAUGACCCUGCCAGUGCUAAAGCAGCCAAUCAGCUCCCUCAACCCACCACCUCCAACAUGCAACCAGCCAAUCAUCUUCCUCAACUCACCACUGCUGGUGAUGGCAUUUACUACCUGGCAACCAAUCCGAUGCCAGCUCUGCAUUCAUGUACGACCUCAGCAACCAAUCAGCACUGUGAGUCUGGCCCUGCCACUGCUGCCACUGACAGUGAUGACAUCUACUCCCUAGCAACCAAUCCGACGCCGGCUCUACAGACAGGUGCUUCUGCAUCCUCAGCGACCAAUCAACAGCGUGUGUUUGACCUUGCCAACUACUCCAACAUCACCUCGGCCAAUGACAAUCCAGAUGGUUCUGAAUACGCCAUGGUUGUCUUCAGUGAUGAGCCAAUUGGCUCUGAUUCUGCCAGUUUCUCCAAAAGUGGCACCUCCCCUUAGCUAGAAAUGGUAGGAGAUCUUGGCCAAUAGCAAGUGGUGAUGCAUGGUGUUAGUUUGUUUCUCAAGCUACGCAAAACGACUAACCACAAAAGGUCGUGAAAACUACCAGAACACACCACAACCAGACAUUUUGAUGCUACUUCAAAAUCAGCAUGUAGUUUCCUCUUCUUUGUCUGAAUCGGUCUCAACAGAGCCUGUUUAUGGAGAGCCUGUCGACUCCCUAUCCACCCCUACCUAUUCUAUCCAAAUUGGUUGCAGUUCACCCAUAGUUCCCUUAAGGCCGGUAAAGAGCGAGUCCCAAAUGAAUGGGAGUCUACGGGGCUAUACGGCGAUAGACAUUUUUUCACUUGCUUCUCAUCAAAAAACUAUUAGUACCCCUGUGCAUUUAUUCUGGC